Molecule: messenger RNA, 4519 nt
Organism: Cottoperca gobio
Lineage: Eukaryota; Metazoa; Chordata; Actinopteri; Perciformes; Bovichtidae
Product: high affinity cationic amino acid transporter 1-like
Exons: 13
Coding region: 228-2165 (645 amino acids)
Biological process (GO): L-ornithine transmembrane transport; L-arginine import across plasma membrane
Cellular component (GO): plasma membrane
Molecular function (GO): L-lysine transmembrane transporter activity; L-ornithine transmembrane transporter activity; L-arginine transmembrane transporter activity
Source: RefSeq, a predicted model, not a curated record
GUGUGUGUGUACAGAUUGUGUGCAUGCGUGCGUGUGUGUGUCUCCUUCCCAACAAACCAUCUGUCAGAAGUUUUGGAUUGAUACGCGUUUCAGUUGAGUCGCGCAAACUGAAAGAAGCAGGAUUGUUUUUGUUUUUUUAAAAGAAGGGCAAGUGUUCUCAAGACCCACUUUGAAGCUGCCAUCUGUGAAGGUAAACCAUCUUCUGUAGAGCUGUAGUGCUAGCCAGGAUGAUUCUGGAAACAUUAAAGGGCAUUGGGAAGCAGCUCCUGCGGGUGAAGGUCGUGGACUGUAACACAGAGGACUCCCGCCUCUCUCGAUGCCUCAACACGUUUGACCUGGUGGCCCUGGGCGUCGGCAGUACGCUAGGUGCUGGAGUCUACGUCCUCGCUGGCGCUGUAGCCCGGGACAGCUCUGGACCUGCCAUCGUCCUCUCCUUCCUCAUCGCUGCCCUCGCCUCCGUCCUCGCUGGUCUGUGCUACGCCGAGUUCGGAGCCCGUGUCCCCAAAACUGGCUCGGCUUACCUCUACAGCUAUGUGACGGUUGGAGAACUGUGGGCCUUCAUCACAGGCUGGAACCUCAUCCUCUCUUAUGUCAUCGGAACUUCCAGUGUGGCCAGAGCAUGGAGCGCAACCUUUGACGAGCUGAUUGGAAAGCACAUUGAGGAAUUCUGCAGACAUCACAUGACCAUGAAUGCCCCGGGCAUCCUGGCAGAGUAUCCAGACAUAUUUGCCGUCUUCAUCAUAAUCAUUCUGACAGGACUGCUUGCAUUUGGAGUGAAAGAGUCAGCCAUGGUAAAUAAAGUGUUCACCUGCAUCAAUGUCCUGGUGCUGGUGUUUAUGAUCAUCUCGGGCCUGGUCAAAGGAAGCCUAAAAAACUGGAACUUGAACCCUGAAGAAAUCCUCAAUGGCACAGGCAACUCUAGCCUUAAUAUUUCUGAAAUCUUACCAACAAAAGAAAGCCUUGGUGAAGGCGGCUUCAUGCCUUUUGGUUGGACUGGAGUCCUCUCUGGUGCCGCCACCUGUUUCUAUGCAUUCGUAGGGUUUGACUGCAUAGCCACUACAGGAGAAGAAGUGAGGAAUCCUCAGAGGGCCAUUCCCAUUGGGAUUGUUUCCUCGCUCCUUAUUUGUUUUGUGGCGUACUUCGGUGUGUCUGCGGCACUCACUAUGAUGAUGCCUUACUACUUGCUGGAUAAGAACAGCCCACUGCCAGCGGCCUUUAAGUAUGUGGGCUGGGAGGGAGCCACUUAUGCAGUGGCCAUUGGCUCUUUAUGUGCCUUGUCGACCAGUUUACUAGGCUCCAUGUUCCCAAUGCCCAGAGUGAUCUGGGCCAUGGCAGAAGAUGGCCUGCUCUUCAAAUGCUUGGCCAAAAUCAACCCACGAACCAAAACCCCUCUAACAGCUACAGUAACAUCAGGUGUUGUGGCAGCUGUGAUGGCUUUCCUGUUUGACUUGAAGGACCUGGUUGACCUUAUGUCCAUCGGCACUUUGCUGGCCUAUACUCUGGUGGCUGCCUGUGUGAUGGUCCUCAGGUACCAGCCUGAACAGCCCAGUGGCGCCUAUGAGAUGGCCAACACUCAGGAUGAACCUGAAUUGGCUGAGACUUAUAAUGAGGGGAGCAUUGACAUACUAGCACAACCAGAGGAUCGCUUCACCUUCAAGAAUCUACUUUCCCCUUCAAACACAGAGCCGUCCCAUCUGUCUGGGUUUGCCGUCAACAUUUGCACCAGCAUACUUGGUGUUCUGGUGUGUGUCUUCAGUGUUGUAGCUGUUCAUGGAGGGCUGGCAGCCUGGUCAGUGUCUGUUCUCUGUAUUAUCGUGGUGGUCUGUCUGUCUGUCACCUUCAUUGUGUGGAGACAGCCGCAGAGCAAGACCAAGCUUGCUUUCAAGGUUCCCCUGCUGCCCUUUGUCCCAGUCAUCAGUAUGUUCAUCAACGUCUAUCUGAUGAUGCAGCUUGACAGAGGAACCUGGAUGCGCUUUGCCAUCUGGAUGGUCUUAGGUUUCAUUAUCUACUUCGGCUAUGGUAUUCGCAACAGUGCAGAGGCGUCGCUGACCAGGUCCGACACCUACACGCCAGCCUGCUCAAUAAACGGAGAGCCCAUGGCUACAGAGAAGGAAGCCUUCCUUCAUGAAACACAAAAUGGUACCGAAGACGACAAUGAAGAUUAAGGUGGAAAACGGAGGUUCAGUAAUCCUUCAGCCUUUGUCUGUUCUGUUAAAGUCUCUGAAAUAGCUCCAAAUCCAGGUAUCCAGUAUACAAGCACCCCUCCAAAACACACCGUUGAGUUGUGUCUUUAUUCCUGCCAACAUUUCUGAUUGAAGUAAAAAGGCUAAUUAUAUAUAAAGGUGAAAGAAAAUAUAUCCGAAAUCCAAUAUUUUAUUUCAGAAACGUUUUAUUUUUUAGCUAAAAAGUAUAUUUUUGUAUGUGAAGCACAAGUAGAUUUAACUAAGUUUGAUUCAAGGAAACUGUUGUACAUAUAUCUAUUGCUAAACUUUAUUGCGGUUUCUUAAUCCACAGUAUAUCAGAAUAAUAAGCCCCAUUCUUUUAUUUCUUUUUUUUUGUUAAAGCAUAUUUGAGGUUGAUUUUUUGAGAGUUCGGCGUUUGUUCCUGUUCUUCUAGCUUGAAUUUGCUCAACAUUUGUAUAUGAUGGCUGUUGGCAGAAAAUAUGGCUUACGAAAGCAUUUUGAUGAAUACAAAUGAGGCAAGUGUGCAUGUGUUUGGCAGAUUUCUUACUAAAUGUGCACUCGUCAUGCUGCAUUAGAAAGCACGGCGCCGGCUAGUGUGUCCAAAUCCCAUGGGAGAUUAUGUUUUAAAUCCACAAUCCUUUUUCUUUUUCACACCUUUUAAUUAAUUAAGAAUCAGGAAAUAAUUCUUCUCAACUUCACUGUAACUUCAGUGUCUUUUUGUGUUGUACGUUUACCUCAAAGUUACAGCUUUGUACGAGUUUGUCCUGUGAAAAUUCACUGUAUAGAAAGCGCAACUCUGUAUCUGUGUUUUACAGUAACAGUAUAACUGAAUUAUCUGGUACAAUACUUUGUGAUUAGUAUAUCUCAAAAAGUAUUUGUCUUUUAGCUGAUGGAUGGUUUCCCCACAGCACACAUUUACCAAAGAUCAAAUACACCAGUGCUGUCUCCAUAAACUUUUAACUAGCCAAAGAAAAGAAGCUGCUAAUGUUAAAUGGUUUACAGAUACUUCAGAGGGCGUAUUUUAAGUGCCUGUUUUCACCUUUUAUAGAGGUAUGAUAUUUCUUUACAGCUAUUGUGAAAUAUAUAUAUCGUCUGUACAUAAUGUAGACUUUUGAAAAAGUGUAUAUUUAUAAGAGCAAUUUCAUAUUAAUGGAUCAUUUUCACUUUUUAGUUCACACACAUCUGAAUGGGAUGAAGCACAAUCAGUUUCCAUAGUGAUCAGAAACAUACUGCACCAACCCUCACGGUGUAACUCAAGCGGUAAUAUAUCAGAAAGCGUGUCAGCCAUUCAGACAUUAUUUUAAAAUGAUUGAAAGGAAAGCUGAGUGUGAGUGUGUGUAGAUUCCCACGGCAGCUAAAACCUGAAUGCGACGUAUCAAAGUGUUUACUAAAGACUGAAAAUGCAACAAGGAGAAAACUCUCUUUACUGAAUCCAUCUUUUAUUGUGCUUUUUAUGUUCUCUUGAGAGAAACUAUCGGAUGUUACCAGAAGCCAAAUUAUGUUAGAUUUAAUUGGAUUUUGCGUCAAAACAAUGUUGCAAUUCAUUGACAGAAUUGUUGUAGAUUUAGUUUAACGGUGACAUCGAAACAGCCUGCAAGUUUAGAAAGCUGCACGGCUUUGUAAAUAAACACGUUGUAUGUAACUGUGUUGCAUUUUAAGAUAUUGGAGCAGCAUUGUCGAAUAAGAUUAUGAUGCAGAAAUCUUUCUGCAACUGGCCUUUGUUUAAACUGGGAGAUGUGUUCAUCAGUGGGACUUUAUUGCACAUACAUUAAUAGCAUUACAUGCGUUAUUACCUGUUGCCAUUUUUCAACACUAAAUGUCUGGUUUUUUUGUAAAUACUGUUUUGGAUUUUGCCUAAAAGCUACUGCCCAUAUUACAACUAAGUAGUAGAAACUGUGCCAACAGUAUUGUAGCUGUUAACAAUAAAGAGUUGGAUUAUAUUUGUUUGAAAGCACAAAUGGUUUCAAUACUUGGGUGAAUAUAAUCUAUUGAGUUGGAUGUAAUACAUUAAGCUCUGGUUUCACUGACAGUGAUUUUAGCCUUUUCUUAUGGGUGCUGAAGUUACAUUAAAACUCAUGAGAGGUUUCAUCUAUGCUAAAGUAGUUACAUUUCUGUCCUUGGCACUAUCUCUUUUAUGUAAACAUUUGCAUGCUGCACUAUUUCAGAAAUGUUUCAAAUCUUUAAAAAUAAGAUGUAUAUGUGUAUAGCACUGCUAAGUUAUAAAGUGUUAAACAGUGUAUCAGAGUGGUGAAGGUCAGCUGUUCAGCAUGUGUUAUCUUGAUAUUGGUUGUGGUUUGUAUGGUUACUGCUGUAAAUAAAUAAUGCUGAAAGUGAAA